UUGGAAGGCAGAGCCGCCAAUCCGCCAUUGGUGAUCAAUCCCUAUCAGCGAGUAUGAAUCUUGUGACACGACUUGCUCUGGGUGGCCACCAUGGAUCCAGGCGCCUCUUCACACGCGGUGGCUGUGGUUCCCUCGGCCUACGCCGGCGGUCGAUCCAUCUCGUCCCAAGUUUGGUUCAGCCAAGGGAGCCAUCUGAUGAUGAUUCUCCGUCGGCCACCUCCGCCAAAGAUCCAAGCUGGGUUCUGCUGAAUCCCGGUGGCUGCCGCAGGGUCUUCAGGGAGGACGACGACUCCAUGGCAGACCACAACGAAACCCUGGCGGAGUCCCGCACCUCCACGGGGCAGCACCACUUGCGCGUCUCGUUCCGCCUCACGGCGCCGCCGGCGAUCUCCUUCCUCUGCUACGAUUACGCGGGUACCGUGCCCGAUGACGAGAAGAACCAUGAACUCGCUGUCAUCGCAUCCCACGGCGACUCCAUCCUCUUGCGAUUGAGAAUGACGCGGCGGGAGCGGCGUGACGGCCGCGGUAUGCCGCUCACGUUCGACCAUUUCGUGUACAGGGCAGGCACCGGCACGAGACCGCCGUCGCUGACUCUACUCCCGGAAUUGAGCUUUCCCAGGAAGUACGGCCGCCGCCGCUUCCUCGAAGGAGACACCGGCGUCCUGCGACGAGGAGAGGACGACCUCCUGGUGGCUCAGCUUGACACCGGGCACCACGACGACCGACCGGACCUCGCCAACCUCUGUGUUCUUCGUGUCGGGAGGAGCGAGUGGGAGCACAAGUGUGCAGUCCCCAUCGUUCACGAAGAUGGCGUUGAGCUGAUGGGGACGUUGUCAGGCCCCGACAUGACCAUCCCUGUGGGUGACAGGUUCCUGUGCGGGGUCUGCUUCUAUGUAGGUGUCGUCGUCUGCGACAUGGCGGAAGAGGCGAGCCCUAAGCUGCGGCACGUACGUCUGCCUGUGUACUAUGAUCCGAGCUACUACACCAAUGACCUGCCUCCCCUGACUGAAUCCAAGAGCAUGGGAGCUGCUGGUCCUAGCGCUGUGCGGUUUGUCGCCGUCGAGCCCCGCUGCUGCUGCGGUCGCCAUGGGAGGAGCUCGUGCCCGCGCUCCAGCUUUGCCUUCACGGUGACCACUUGGACACUGACCCUGACGAUGGAUGAGCCAAUGGCAUGGGUGAAGGACGGUGUCCUCGAUUGCGAGGAGCUCUGGGCGAUGCCGGGAUAUGAGGGCCUCCCGCGUGUGCACCUGCAGUCCCCCGUCGUGAGCUUGGACAACCCCGAUGUCGUCUGCUUCAAGGUCGGCGGGAGGCACGGCGGGAACCAAAACGCAUGGAUGAUCGAGGUCGACAUGAGAAGGAAGGUGCUGCUGGCAGCAGUUCAGUGGAAUUCGACCGGCCCGUGGAGAGCACGACAUCUUCAUAUACCGGCAAAAGUUUAGUGAUUUACUGCCAAAACAUGAAAAGGAACCGGGAAUAAGACAUGUUCAGUGUAGUAGGCACUGCAAUGCAUUUUCUUUUGGAAUAUUUGCAGCUUGUUAUUGCCAGAGGUUUAUUCCAUGGCAAAUGGUUACUCUUUGUCGAACUGAAUUCUCUUACUUCAUGUUU
This is a messenger RNA of Sorghum bicolor (sorghum), 1605 nucleotides long. RefSeq lists its product as uncharacterized. The record is from RefSeq and is a predicted model, not a curated record. Lineage: Eukaryota; Viridiplantae; Streptophyta; Magnoliopsida; Poales; Poaceae. The coding region runs from base 54 to 1439 and encodes 461 amino acids. The transcript has a single exon.